Molecule: messenger RNA, 2458 nt
Organism: Zeugodacus cucurbitae (melon fly)
Lineage: Eukaryota; Metazoa; Arthropoda; Insecta; Diptera; Tephritidae
Exons: 4
Coding region: 187-1923 (578 amino acids)
Biological process (GO): ubiquitin-dependent protein catabolic process via the multivesicular body sorting pathway
Cellular component (GO): ESCRT I complex
Molecular function (GO): ubiquitin binding
Source: RefSeq, a predicted model, not a curated record
UGUCAAAAAUUGUCAUUGUUUUCGUUUUAUUCAGUUUUUCGCGAAUCAUAUUCCGAGAAAACGUACAAUUUGUUCACUUAGUUAACUUUUUAUAAUUAUUGAUAAUAAAACAGUAUAAAAUAGAAAAUAUUUCAGAAGUUUUUCAAAUGUCAAUACGAAGAUAAAGUACAUAUUUAAAGGGGGAAAAUGUCCAAUUUCAACUAUAUGGACAGAGUUCCUGUUAAAAUAGCGGAAAGUUUCAAACCACCUCCUAGGUUGUACCAACUGCCUCAAUCUAUAGUUCAUAAAUUACAAUUGCCAGCGGAGCAUUAUAAUAAAUCUCCACAAUAUUGUUAUGACUUCCAGUUGGAACAAAAAGUUCUUGCCAAAAUGCCAGAAUGGCGACGUUUAAGACAACAGGAGCGAGAUGCUCGUCGUGAACGAAAAGAGCAAAGAGAGCAAGAACGUACGCAAGAACUUGAAGCCCGAAAUAAACAAAUGUUGGGCGCAGUAAGUUAUCCAAGUACCGAUGAUCUGUCUGGUUCCGAUAGUGAGUCAGAUUCUAAACAACCAAGUAAUUUCGACAGAGAAAGAAAUGAGUCUGAUACAGAGGAAAGAUUAAUUUUACCCCCGCAAAUGAACAGUUUUCAUAACAUACUACAACCUACUAUUGUUUCCAGUGCAUGUGAAAAUUCACCAAAAUCAAAUGGAAUAACUGCAUCGUGUUUGCAAACACAAACUAAGACCGGAAAGUAUUCCAGUGGUAUAAAAGAUGUAAAUGCAUUUAAUUAUAAAGACUUUGAAGAAGAUACAUCAUCACCUUUUGAUAAUAUUGAGUUAAAAACAAUUAAUGAUUUGGAUAUAUUGGCGCAAGUACUACAUAACACGCAAUUGAAUGUGCAAAAUAAGGAAAUCGAGCAUGAGGCGGAAAAAUUAGUGCAUGAGGAUAAAAUUCAAGUAGAAAUUAAAUCUGAUGUAGCACCCAAAAAUAAUACUCACGAAAAUACUGCGGAAGAGAACACUAAGGCAGACCUUAAAAAGAUUGACUUUGAUAAAUUAAGUCGCCACCAGGCUUGGCACAAUGAAAACAUUCCAAAUCCAAUGAUAGCAUAUAAUACUUUGACUAAUACUACUAACUGUAUAAGUAGCAACAGUAACACACAGGUGCACGCAUACGAUUCGUUUAUUAAUCCUGUACAGCCAACUCAACAAAAAUCUUAUCAAAUGUCUUACAAUACAUUAUAUAAUGGUGCAGAGAUUGGGCAGAAAUAUUCCAAUUUUAAUGUUCAAACACAAAACACUUCUGCUAUUUUCGGUAACCACAAUUACCUAUAUACACCCAAUUAUAAUGGUAGUGCUUCGAUUUACGGUAGCCCCAGACGUUUGGUGAAUCAUAUAACUGACGUUAAUUCUACACUCAAUGUGGCUAACAAUGCAAAUCCGAUUAAUGUCAGCAAUGGAUUAAAUUCGCAUAAUCAACAAUUUUUAAACACCAGUAAUUACGUAGAUUCAAAGUCCAGAAGCGUUCCAGAUAUACUGGAAGAGUUGAGUGACGAAGUUCGAAACUCAGAAAUACGCAGAUCUCGUUACUAUAGUUUCAAUUCUGAAGAUGGAAAACAAACUGAAGACAAGAAUAUUGAAGAAGAUAUAACUCCAAAGCAGUCACCUGUGAAAGUACCACACACAUCAUUUGGGACAAAUCAUUUUGACAAAUUGUCUCUGACUGCACAACGAUUAGUUAAAAAUAUUAGUUCUAUGGGCUUUCCGUUGGAGCGAGUGGCAAAAAUUUCAACAAUAUUCGGUACAGAUGAUAAAAAGAUAAUUGAACAUCUAAUACCACUUAGUGAAUUGAUGGAUUUGGGUUUCGACGAAGCGAAAAUUUCCGAGGCCCUACUUAAAUUUGACAACAAUAAAGAGAAAGCUUUGGAAUAUUUAAUUUCAUAAUCGCUUGUGUCCGAUAGCGUCCUAUACAUCUACAUAUUAGUAUUAAUGUAUAAUUAUAUAGUCUAUGUAUGUAAUGUAUUAUUAAUAUUUAAAAUGAGUAUAUAGUAUAUCCUUUGUGCAAGAAAUAAUGAAGAAUUGAGAGCUAUGAUAAAUAUCAACAAUUUUCAUGUAUAUAUAUGUUAUUAAGAAGAAAUUACAAAAAUAUUUGUUUAAAGAACCGAAAAUCACUGAUACAUCCGUUGUAUUUUUACAGAAAAUAUUAACGAUCAAAUAAUGCAAAUGUAAUUGAGUAUUCCUAUCAAUAAACAAAGAGAUACAAAUACAUGAAUAUAUAUUAACGUAUAUUUUAUUUUCGCAGUCUACAGAUCGUUGAAAUAGGAUGCCUAAUUCCUUUGUUUUCGCAACGUACACGUUUUGUGUUUAUUUAUCAUCCAAUUAAAAACAUCUCAGUUCUCAUCUCUUUCUAUUUCAUUAAUUCAUUGAUCCCAUUAGGAGGUUAAUAGCAACAUCAAUAUUACCACUUGCUAUAGUCAAA